Oncorhynchus mykiss (rainbow trout) is the source of this 3607-nucleotide messenger RNA. Its product is annotated as arrestin domain-containing protein 3. The record is from RefSeq and is a predicted model, not a curated record. Gene Ontology annotation, biological process: protein transport. Gene Ontology annotation, cellular component: cytoplasm; plasma membrane. Lineage: Eukaryota; Metazoa; Chordata; Actinopteri; Salmoniformes; Salmonidae.
GGAAUGAAUGAUGAGUUGAAAGAUUGUGAAGCUGUUUAGCUAGCUAGCUAAAUUGCUAUUUUAGAUAUUAGUUGUCAGUAGCUAAAUUGUCAUUGCAGUUAGUGAAUUGAACUUAAUUCAUUUGGCUACAUCUCAUUACUUUCAUAUCUCUAAACCAUAUGAAAUAAUCGCCAUCAUAUCUAAACCUUGCAGGUUACAAUAGUUCUAGUUACGUUUUUUUGAUUGACUGAAGGGACAUGAACGGGUUAAAAUUCCCAUUCAAGAAGAACGGUUCAGCACGAGACGCCCCUGUGUGCAUAUCGUGGGCUUGCGCAGUCUGGUUUAAACAGUACACACACAGUUGUUGCUUUUUCUUCAGAGCCAUUUUUUUUGCACAAAAAAUGUUUGGAGAAACGUUUAAACAUUUUACAAUACAUUUCAACGCCAAUAACCCGAGAGUGACUUUCUCGAGUGGUGACUUUAUGGCAGGUCAGAUUUCCUUUGAUCUUUCGAAAGAAACAAAGCUCAGUUCUAUAACAUUAACAUUAAAUGGAAAAGCAAAGGUACAGUGGACAACACAAGGAGGAGGUGGUGGAAGAAGAGGACGACGCAGAAGGCAACGACGAGUCCACUCGGCAAGGCUGGAAUUCUUCAACUUCUCUCAAAUCGUAAUGCAAGAAAAUAACGCGGUCCCUAACACCACACUUCAACCAGGAACCCAUGUGUACCCAUUCACAUGCCAAAUCCCACAAGGAAACUUCCCCUCCUCUUUCCAUGGGGUGCAUGGCAGUAUAAUUUACUCAAUGAAGGUGGAGAUACACAGGCCAUGGCAUCUAGCCAAGGAGUUUGUGACUGAGUUCAACUUUGCCAGCCACAUAGAUGCCAACCAACCACAUCUUCUGGCUCCUCUGGCAGGCAGCAACACCAAGACCCUGUGCUGCCUCUGGUGUGCCUCAGGUCCCAUCUCAAUGACUGUCUGCACUGAGAGGAAAGGCUUUGUCCCAGGAGAGAUGGUGAAAAUCAUCUGUGAGCUUAGUAACGGCUCCUCUCGGACAGUGACUCCGCAUGCGACACUUAUCCAGAAGCAGAUGUUUUACACCCAUAACAAGUGCAACAGGAGGUUGCAGAUGAAAAACCUGGCUUCAGUGGAUGGUCAGCCUGUCAACCCCAGUAGCUCUGAGGUCUACAGCGAUAUGAUGCUUCCCAUCCCUCCCAACACGACUCUCACUAUCUCCAACUGUCCUAUACUGGAGGUGGAUUACACUGUGGAUGUGAGUCUACGUAUCAGAGGUUCCACGGACCUCAAGGUGCUGUUCCCCAUUGUGCUGUGUAAUAUUCCUGUUUAUGCUCCCCAGCCUCCACCUCCAUAUCAGCAGCAAUAGUACUAGGAUCACAUUGCCCCUAGACUCCAAUCUAAGGUCAGUGUUUUUCUACCUAGUGGUUAAGGUUAGGAUUUAGGCAGGGUAAGCAGCACUUAGAUACGAAUGUCUCUAAUAUGUACCUAGUCAUAUUAAAUACAUGUAUUGUGUCUCACAACUGGGAAUGGGAAUAUGAGGGUUACUAGGAACCAUUCCUCUGGUGAGCUGGUUUUUGUGUCACUGAUUAUUUGGACAAAUCACGAUUUCGCCGGGUUGGUGUAAACCUGGCAUCUUUAGAAUUUUGGAAAGGGGGGGUAAUUUAGGCCCUCCACUAUGUCCAGUAGCUGGCCAGAGGCCGACAUUCACUCUAGAUUUGGUUCUGGAUUCUGAGAUUAGACACUGCCAAACCCCUUUUAAGAUGGGGUUUCCAAUUCUACAAUUUAUACAUGUUUAUCACCAUAAGAAUUGUUAGAGCAAGUUUUGUCAUCAACCACCAUGUCAAAUCCUUCCUUCAUAUAUUGUCUCUUACCAAUACCUAUGGAAGUCUUGUGCUGUUUCUGCUCACUAUUGCCAUAAAUGUUCAGAAUUCAUUACUUUUUUAAAAAACUGACAUUUCAGAGCCUAAUUCACCUCCAUCUAGGUCAUGAGAUGAGGAACUAUUGGGCAAUGCUAUUGCUUAGAGGACUAACUCAAUACUACAGCUGAUAAGGAAGAAGGCUUGAUAGACAACUAAACUUGCUCUAACAAAUCUUACAACAUAACAAAUUGUAGGAUUUAUGUUAAAUGCCUCUUAAAAAGGUUGAUUUGCAAUAGUUCUCAGGGUUGUACCAAAUACGGUACCAGACUUUCUAAUAUUUUAUGCAUCAACUUUUAAAAGGUGUUUGUUCCGUUAAUAUUUCUGUUACAUGUUUUUAUAGCCAUGCAGUUUUAUUUACAGUUGUAUAUGUAUACAUACAUACAUACAUACAUACAUACAUACAUAUUUACAACUGUAAAUAAAACUGCAUAUAUUUCAUACUACUUACAUGUAAUGAUGCCUUGCCAUCCUCCAGUGUUUGAGGUGACAGACGGACAGUGCUUUAAAUAUCUAAUGGUACAGUCGUCGUUCAUCUCUUGCCAGGUCAUGUUGCUUAGCAUUUCUUUCAAGGUGCUUGAGUGAUUGUUAACAUAAGAUAAUUGGGCUUUGUGACUGUGUUUACUCAUGUUUGAUCAAUCGCUCCGUGGUGUCUGUCUGUCUCACCCUACUUGUCUUUUUUAUCAUGGUUCAUUUAAGGAUUCGAUUUGUUAUUCAUGGUCAACAUUGUUUUGCCCCAUUCGUUUGGAAAAAUAGAAUGUUCAGGAUGCUUGUGAUUCAAUCACUAAUUCAUUUGUAUGUCCAUUUUAAAAGUACACUAAUGCUACUACACUGUUCUCUUGCUGUGGUCUGAAUAACAAAACCAUGUUUUUACACUCCUAGUUGUAUGAGCGUAAUCCAACAAAGUCUGAAACAUUUGACAUUUAUGUGGUUGAGCUUACUAUAUGAAGAACCACUCAAAUUCACGCACAAUAAUAUAUUUUUCAUAUGAAUUGUAUUGAUGUGUUUGUGUAAAUUAUAUAUUGUAUUUAUGUUGCUGUUCUAACUGUUUUUAUGUCUGUUUUAACACUCCCAAGUUCAUCCAUUGAGGACAUCUACUCAUUUUAAACUCUUUCAAACUCCCUUGAAGAGUUCAGUACUGCCGUUAAAAGAUGUGCACAACCCAUUGUUUUGAAGAUGUAUUGGUGGUAAAUUCAUUAUGUUGUAUUGAACGUGGACAUUUUUUUUUCAUUUGAUUUCAAAUGUCAAAACUGUCCUUGUUUGUGACGUCCUUGCCAUUGAGUUCCCUUGAACCUUCUUAAUGAAGACAGGGAAGUACACAUCUCUAGACUCUUUAUGUAUUGCCAAAAAUGUAUCAUUUGUAAUAUCACAAUAGAAACAGACAGUAUUCUGAUAAAAACAUGUUGAAUUGUCUCUGUGUGUAUGUGUACAUACAUGCAUGCAUACAUACAUACAUACAUGUUUUAACCACAAUACCUUUUAACAAUGUACUGUAUAUUUUGUUGUGUUUGUCAAACUGAGUAUCAAGGUAGCACUUUAGGAAAGCCCACUGAUAAACUCUUAAGUAGAUCUUCACAGAUUGGCCACCUGUAGAAUUGAACAUUUUGUAAGUACUGUUUGACUGAUACUACUUAUAUGCCAUGAAUGUUAUUGACCUGUAAUAAACACAUUAACUUCCAUUUGACCAUUUAAAAAA